AUGUUUAGCGAGAAACCUUUAUCAUCAAUUCCUUCUUCUAUCCCACCGGAAAUAUCCAUUCCAAAUUCUCCAACGUCAUCAACAUCUGCAUCACCAUUCUCAUCAGCUGCUCAUUCACGUACAUCUACAAUAACAUCAAACAGUUAUAUACGACAUGGUGUAUUAUCAUCACAUCAAUCCAAUCGACAAAUGAAAAUAGGAAAAUAUUUUCUUGAAAGAACAAUUGGUAAAGGCAGCUUUGCUGUUGUUAAAUUGGCGACACAUUGUGAUACACAUCAAAAGGUAGCCAUUAAAAUAAUAGAUAAAUCACGUUUAAAUCCAACUGAUCAUAAAAAACUUGAACGUGAAAUAGCUGUUAUGAAAUCAUUAAUACAUCCAUUUAUUAUCCGUCUUUAUGAAGUAAUGGAAUCAAAAAAUCUUAUUUAUUUAGUAACAGAAUAUGCAGCUAAUGGUGAACUGUUAGAUUUAUUAAUUCGUGAGAAACGUUUAAGUGAAGCUAAAGCUAAAGAAAAAUUUCGACAACUUGUACUAGCUGUUGAAUAUAUACAUUCGAAGAAUAUUGUACAUCGUGAUUUAAAAACAGAAAAUUUAUUAUUAGAUGAUCGUGGAAAUAUCAAGGUUGCGGAUUUUGGUUUUGCUAAUACAUUCAAACCUAAUACAAAAUUACAGACAUUUUGUGGUUCACCACCUUAUGCAGCUCCCGAACUUUUUCAAUGUCUUCCAUAUUCACCGGAAAAAGUUGAUGUUUGGUCUCUUGGUGUUCUACUUUAUGUAUUUGUAUGUGGUCAUUUACCUUUCGAUAGUAAUAAUCUCACUGAAUUACGAAAACGUGUUCUUACCGGACAAAUCCGUUUACCAUUUUAUAUUAGUGCAGAUUGUAGUUCGUUAAUUAGUCAUAUGUUAACAGUUGAUCCUGAACAACGUUAUACAAUAAAUGAUAUUAAAAAUCAUUCAUGGUUAAUGUUAAAUAAUUUAAAUAUAUCCGAUAUAACAUCUCAAAUACAAACAAUGCCAAAUAGUCAAUUAACAAAUGCUAUACUUGAUCAUGCUGAAUUACUUGGUUAUAAUCGUACACAAAUAUUAAAAUCAGUUAAUGGAAAUUCUUAUGAUAGUGAUGCAGCUAUAUGGCAUUUAUUAUUAGAAAAAUUUCAACAAACAUGUCAAAUAAAUAAUUCUCAUAUUCCAAAUAAUGAAACAAAUCAUGAAGAAUUAGAUGAACAUCAUACAGAUUUAGUUUAUUGUCCUGUGAAUAAUGUUGAAUCUCUACAUACAUGUGAUCUAGACAUUCAUAUUGAUGAUAUAGAUAAUUAUACUGAUGAAGAAGAUGAUGAUGAAGAAACAACAAGAAAAUUACAUGAAGAAUAUGCUCAAACACAUGGUUUACGACGACAUACGAUUGUUCGACCACAUUUAUUUGUACAUAAUGAAAUUAAUCCAGCACUUACAUCAAACGUUCGAUAUUCUUAUCAAGCACCAAGUAUUGAACCAUCAUUAUUAACUAAUCGACUUAAUCAUCUUCAACAACAACAAAAAUAUAAUACAUUGAUAACACACGAUGAUGAUACUGAUGAAUGUUAUUCUGAACCACAAACAUCAAUUUAUCAUCAACGAAAUCCACAUUCAACAAGUUAUAAUGGAUUAUCUGUACAAUCAACAGUAGCAGCUGUUUCAGAUAAUUAUUAUCAACAACAAAAAAAUAAUCAUUGGUUAUCACCACCAAUUUUAAAUAAUUUUCAUUUAAAUCGACGAGCAAGUGAUAGUGGUGCUCAUCUACUUCUAUUUCAACAACAACAACAUAAUGUAACGGGUUCAAAUACAAUUCAACCUGUUCAAUUUACACACAUUAAAUCUCCUGUAUCAAAUCGAUCAUCACGAGGUAGUAUUACACGUGGUGCACCAAUAACACCGCCAAUAUUUUCUAUGACACCGCAUGACACUAAUGAAAAUGAUGAUGACGAAGAUGUUGAAAUACUUACACGAUAUCUCAAUCGUGGUAAACGUCAUACUGUAUGUGAACAAGGUUUAUUACUUGGUGGCAAAGCACGUCGCAAUGCACGUGAAACAGCUAAAGAUCGUAGCUCAUUAUCACGUCGUGCUAGUGAUACUAGUUCAAAUUUUAUAAAUAGUUCAACAAAAGCACACCUUGAAGGUUUAUAUCAUAAUGCUGUUGAUUCAAAAUUGUAUCAUGAUGAUGAUGUAACAACAUCAAGUUUACAAGAAUUACAUCAACUUCAAAAACAAAUACAAAAGUAUUCGAUUAAUAAUAAUAAUGAAUCACCAAUAAUAAUUCGACGAGGAUCUGCUGUUCCAUCUCCAACAAAUUCAACUGUACUUCAUAUUAUUCGAGAAGAACAUCAACAAAAUCUUUUUAUACCACCGAGUAUACAAACUAAAUCUUCGUCAUCAUCAUCAUCAUCAGAAGGAUUACAUAGUUUUGAUAAAGAUGAAUUUGAAAUGGAUUAUGAUGUUAAUAAUCAUCAUUUACAACCACAACUAAAAUCACAACAACAUUUCAUUCGUCCACCUUAUCCAUCUUAUCGAACACAUUAUCAUCAUCGAACACCAGCACCAUAUUAUUGUAAUACAAAUCCUUUACUUGCUCAACACUUAGCUAUUCCGACGACAACUUCUUAUACACCAUAA
Rotaria sp. Silwood2 is the source of this 2643-nucleotide messenger RNA. NCBI's taxonomy places the organism in Eukaryota, Metazoa, Rotifera, Eurotatoria, Philodinida, Philodinidae. The record is from the annotation of a GenBank genome assembly.